Molecule: messenger RNA, 1261 nt
Organism: Toxotes jaculatrix (banded archerfish)
Lineage: Eukaryota; Metazoa; Chordata; Actinopteri; Toxotidae
Gene: capslb
Product: calcyphosine-like b
Exons: 5
Coding region: 227-871 (214 amino acids)
Molecular function (GO): calcium ion binding
Source: RefSeq, a predicted model, not a curated record
GGUCCGAACAGCCAAUCACAGCGGAGAACAGCGGGUCUCCAUGGUAACGGCAGAUCGUUUGGGGAAGGGCAGCCUCGAUGUCAGACUUCAGCCGCAGGUAAAAACAUCAGGUGUUUGUGUUUGCUUCUGUGUGAUACCUGGUGUUUCUGCUUAGAACCAACGCUUUAAGGUUCCACUGUUCAUGUUCCACGGUUCUGUUGUACUGCAGUCACUGGACUGAAGCUGGAUGGUUCUACUGCAGAAGAUGGCGGGAACAUCGAGACACGAUCGAGAGAUGGCGAUGAACGCCAAACGUCAGCUGUCGGAGUGUUCAGACCCGGUGGAGAGACUCAGACUGCAGUGUCUGGCCCGAGGAUCGUCUGGGAUCAAAGGUCUGGGCAGAACCUUCAAAAUAAUGGACGAUGACAACAGCCGCUCCCUGGACUUCAAGGAGUUUCUGAAGGGUUUGAACGACUACGGGGUCCUGAUGGAGAAGCAGGAGGCCACGGCUCUGUUUCAGCACUUCGACCGGGACGGGAGCGGGACCAUCGACUUCGACGAGUUUCUCAUCACUCUGAGGCCACCCAUGUCUAAAGCCAGGAAGGAGGUGGUGAUGCAGGCGUUUCGGAAGCUGGAUAAGACGGGUGACGGGGUGAUCACCAUCGAAGACCUGCGGGGGGUGUAUAACGCCAAGUACCACCCCAAGUAUCAGAACGGAGAGUGGACAGAGGAUCAGGUCUUCAGGAAAUUCCUGGACAGCUUUGACUCUCCGUACGACAAAGAUGGAAAGGUGACCAAAGAGGAGUUUGUCAACUAUUACUGUGGAGUCAGCGCCUCCAUCGACAGCGACGUCUACUUUAUUCUAAUGAUGAGAAACGCCUGGAAGCUCUGAGGCAAAGGAAGAAGGACAUGAGCUCAGACUGUCGUUCAGUCAGUGAGAGAAGCAGCUGGUGACCUUUACAGUCAGGAUCCAUGUGUAAUGACCACAGUGAUGAGUUAAAUCAACCAGGGUUAGGGUAACUAACUAUCUCUCUGUUUCCAGCUACUAACACAUCAUUUCUUUCCAUAUGGAUGUAGUGAGUCGAAAUGAGUCUAAAUCAUUUUGUUUGUUCAAAAAUAGUAGAAUAUUUUCUUUGUGUUUAUUUUAUACUGUUGAAGUUUAAGUAGAGAAUAUGUUUAAUUCCCAUUUUUCAGUUUUAUUGUACAUGGAUAUGCAGCACAACAGGCUUUGCUGAAAUAAAACAGUGAUUAAACCACGUAUGUACAGUGUAUGUGGCACAGA